CACACUUAGGCUUUAAACAGUUGAAGGGACGUGUUUUGUGGUCAUUGUAACAUGUUUUCGGACAAAUAAGCUGGCGUGUAUUGGGUUCGUAUCCAGAUAUCGGCUUCAAGUCGGAGCGGGUGUAUAGAGCGAGCAUCUAGAUAUGAAAACCCCCGAUGAUGGUUUGUGGCGGGAGAGAAGGAAAAGUCGUCUGGUUAGCAGUCUGUAGUUUUAUCAUCUGUUUUCACAUCACCGCUGCAGGUCGAUAUGUUACCCAGAAUACCACCGGUGACCUUGCGCGGUACUACUUGAACGAUUUAGGAAUCGAGGUCACGAGGUACGGACAUCUUGUUUUUGAACUGAAGGCUUGUCAGGACGCGUUUAUCUUUCUGGACGAGACAAAGAGUCACGUGAACUACUACCAGAUAGUUCUAGGCGCCAGUGGCAACACGUGGUGUGGGCUGCGUGACAGGUGCGACGGCUGCGCGUCAAAAGUCUCGGCCAAUGGCGCAUUCCUCAACUGUUCGAGCUACGUCCCGUUCUGGCUUACCUGGGACGACCAGGGCAAGGUCCUGUUCGGCCAGGGAGGAAACCCUGGUGAUGACGUCAUUUUCACGUUCACGGAUACUACGACUGGAUUCGAGAUCCACUAUCUGUCAGUGUCUUCAUACUACGACCAAACCGGUUCUUGGAAUUUGUUGAUAGACGGCAGCCCAGUGUUUACGGCACCUUCACCUGACGGAAACACGACCAUAGACGUAUCAGAAAAUGCAAAGAUUGGAGAAACUAUAUUUUCAUUGGCUGCAACAGAUCCUGAAAAUGACGUCAUUUCCUUUGCAGUUAUUGGCCAACAUGUUGAUGUGUUUAAGUGUGUCGGAAAUGAUUUAACGUUAAACGCCGAUUUGGAUUUUGAAACAACUAAUUUUUACAGAGUCUACGUUAGAGCGAACGAUUCACGUAAUCUUGUUGAAGUCUCGCUGAAUGUUAGAGUGACGGAUGAAAUCGACGAAGUUCCUCGGAUAAUAUUGAGUCACGUGACAUCAGUUCAGGAGGAACUGCCCGAGGGCGCGAUGAUUGGUCCAUUCUUCCAGGCGACUGAUGCCGAUGUUCAAGAUAUAUUGAUCUAUUCUCUGCUAGGACCAGACCAAGGCUAUUUCACGAUAAAUUCCUCCACCGGUGAAAUGUUGACGAAAACGAGGCUUGACCGAGAUGGCGCCGCUGGAAAGACCGACGUUUCCGUCACCGUCACUGUCACCGACAGCGCAAGUUUCACCUCCAGCGUCGACGUCACGCUAAGAGUUCUCGACAUCAACGACAACGUGCCGCAAUUCACCCAGUCCGUUUAUUACGUGAACGUCACGGAAAACUCGACAGCUGAUACUCUUCUUGGGGAGCUGACAUGCGCAGACGAGGAUUCGGGAGAUAACUCUAACAUUUCGUUAACUAUCGUCAAUGGUGAUGACGCUGGAAAUCCGAAGUUCAGCAUCCGGGGCCUGGAUCUAUUUGCUGACGGGACUUCCCUUGACUAUGAAUCGGUUUUGACGCAUGAAUACACACUGACAGUCGCGGCAGUAGACAAUCCUGGAGGUGUCUGGCAGAACACAGGAACAGCUGUAGUUGUUAUUCAGGUACUUCCAGAAAACGAAUACGCCCCGGUCUGGGUGAGUCCAGUCACUAACAGUAGUGAUGAUUUUCCUAGUCACGUGAUACCAGAAAACUGUACCGAUUGGCAGCCUCGUUCUGACAUUCCUGGCAGACGACAGGGAUGACGGUAAAGAUGGAAUUGUCGAAUAUCAGUUGACGUCUGUUUUAAGAGCCGAUGGUUUGGCGGCUUUAGAAACUUUUGCCAUUGAUUCUAUAUCCGGGAAUUUGACCUCAACCCGGAUCCUCGACAGUGACCAAUCAACGGGAGGAACCGAGUAUUACGACAUCGUUGUCAAGGCAACGGAUUCCAGC
This is a messenger RNA of Gigantopelta aegis, 1935 nucleotides long. RefSeq names its product protocadherin beta-9-like. Gene Ontology annotation, molecular function: calcium ion binding. Gene Ontology annotation, biological process: homophilic cell-cell adhesion. Gene Ontology annotation, cellular component: plasma membrane. The record is from RefSeq and is a predicted model, not a curated record. The transcript has 9 exons. Lineage: Eukaryota; Metazoa; Mollusca; Gastropoda; Neomphalida; Peltospiridae. The coding region runs from base 156 to 1748 and encodes 530 amino acids.